Tachyglossus aculeatus (Australian echidna) is the source of this 2710-nucleotide messenger RNA. RefSeq names its product putative methyltransferase C9orf114. The record is from RefSeq and is a predicted model, not a curated record. Gene Ontology annotation, cellular component: mitochondrion; spindle pole centrosome; mitotic spindle. NCBI's taxonomy places the organism in Eukaryota, Metazoa, Chordata, Mammalia, Monotremata, Tachyglossidae. Gene Ontology annotation, molecular function: miRNA binding; pyridoxal phosphate binding; L-kynurenine:2-oxoglutarate transaminase activity. Gene Ontology annotation, biological process: miRNA processing; biosynthetic process; maintenance of centrosome location. The coding region runs from base 122 to 2512 and encodes 796 amino acids. The transcript has 24 exons.
GAACAAAAAAAACAAAACAAAAAAAACAAAACAAACAAACAAAAAAAAAAAAAACAAAAACAAGAAGAGCCCGGCAGUGGCGAGCGUCGACGUUGGCUGUCCCCAGAAGCUGGGACCAAGCAUGCUCAGGAGUUCAACAUUUUUCCUGGGUCAGUGGCUCCUCAGAAGCAAGAAGCCAGCUGGACUGAGCCGGCCCCUCAGCCAGGCAGGUAAGAUGUCGAAGGCUGUGCAGGCCGACAGGCUGGAAGGAAUUGACAAGAAUCCGUGGGUAGAGUUUGUGCAGCUGGCCAAUGAGUACCCCUCAGUCAACCUCGGCCAAGGCUUCCCCGACUUCGAUCCCCCAGAUUUCGUGCAGGAAGCCUUCCAGAAAGCCGUCGACGGGAGCAACGUGAUGCUGAACCAGUACACCCAGGCCUUUGGCCACCCGCCUCUGGUGAAGAAGCUGUCCCAGUUUUUUGGGCCCCUGCUUGGCCAGGAAUUGGUCCCCCAGAGAAACGUGCUGGUGACAGUAGGGGCCUACGGAGCCCUCUUUACCGCUUUCCAGGCCCUGGUGAAUGGUGGGGAUGAGGUGAUUAUCAUCGAGCCGUAUUUUGACUGCUAUGAGCCCAUGGUGAGGAUGGCCGGUGGCCACCCGGUGUUUGUGCCUCUGCGGCCGACAGUAGCGGGAGAUGGGGAGUCGUUCUCCAGCCAGGACUGGCAGCUGGAUCCAGACGAACUGGCCAGCAAGUUCACUUCCCGGACCAAGGCCGUGGUCUUAAACACCCCCAACAACCCCCUGGGCAAGGUGUUCAGCCAGGAGGAGCUGGGGCUGCUAGCAGCCCUGUGCGUGCAACACGACGUGCUGUGUAUCAGCGACGAGGUGUACCAGUGGCUGGUGUACAAUGGGAGAGACCAUGUCAGCAUCGCCACCCUCCCCGGGAUGUGGGAACGCACACUGACCAUCGGCAGCGCCGGCAAGACCUUCAGCGUCACGGGCUGGAAGGUGGGGUGGGUCUUGGGCCCGGAUCGCCUCCUCAAACAUCUACGCACCGUGCACCAGAAUUCCGUGUACCACUGUGCCACACAGGCCCAGGAGGCCGUGGCCAAGGCCUGGGAGCGGGAGCUGGCCUACCAGGGUCAGCCCGACAGCUAUCUCGUGCAGCUGCCGCAGGCCGUACAACAAAACCGGGACCGCGUGGUGCGGGGGCUGCUCUCUGUGGGGAUGCGGCCCGUCCUCUCCCAGGGCACCUACUUCCUCAUAGCCGACAUCUCCGCCUUCAAGGAUAAGAUGCCCGACCUUCCCGGUUCGGAGGAGGAGCCUUACGAUUCACGCUUCGUCAAGUGGAUGAUCAAGAACCGGGGCUUGAUGGCCAUGCCUGUGUCCAUCUUCUUCAGCCCCGCUCAGAAGAGGAAUUUCGACCACUAUAUCCGCUUCUGCUUUGUGAAGGGAGAAGACCAGAAGGUGGACUGGCGGAAAUGGAAACAAGAGAGGAAAGAGGAGAAAAAGAAGUGGAAGGAGGUGAAGCUGGUGAAGAAACUGGAAAAGCAGCGAGCCCAGGAGGAGCUGAAGAAACACCAGGAGGAGGAGGAGAAGCAGAAGAAAUCCAAUGGAAGGUCCUACACCCUGAGCGUGGCACUGCCCGGGUCUAUCCUCAACAACGCCCAGUCCCCGGAGCUGCGCACUUACCUGGCUGGCCAGAUUGCCCGGGCCUGUGCCAUCUUCUGCGUGGAUGAGAUCGUGGUCUUUGACGAGGAGGGCGAAGACUCCAGGAGCGUGGAAGGCAAGUUCGACGGCAUCGGCAAGAAGGGACAGGCCUGUGUGCAGCUGGCCCGCAUCCUUCAGUAUCUGGAAUGUCCACAGUACCUACGGAAAUCCUUCUUCCCCAAGCACCAAGACCUCCAGUUUGCAGGGCUCCUGAACCCCCUGGACGGCCCACACCAUAUGCGUCAGGAUGAAACCUCGGAGUACCGCGAAGGGGUGGUGCUGGCUCGGCCCUCCAAGCCCGGACGCGGCUCCUUCGUCAACUGUGGCAUGAGGAAGGAGGUGCAGAUCGACAAGCAGCUGGAGCCGGGGCUGAGGGUCACCGUGCGACUGGACCAGCGGCAGAUUCCAGAAAGCAAGAGCCACAAGGGCCGGGUGGUGUCUUCCCAGGAGCCCCGCACGGAAGCCGGCCUCUACUGGGGCUACAGUGUCCGCCUGGCCUCCUGUCUCAGUGCCGUGUUUGCCGAGGGCCCCUUUAAAGACGGCUACGACCUGACCGUCGGCACCUCGGAGCGAGGGGGGGACCUGGAAUCGGCCCAGCUCCCCGACUUCUGCCACGCCCUCGUCGUGUUCGGAGGGCUCCAGGGCCUGGAGGCCGCAGUGGACGCGGAUCCCAACCUGCAGGUGGUGGAGCCCAGCGUCCUCUUCGAUCUUUAUCUCAACACCUGCCCCAACCAGGGCAGCCGCACCAUUCGCACAGAGGAAGCCAUCCUCAUCUCCUUGGCAUCCUUACGACCCCGGAUCGUCCAGGCCGGGGCCAAGCCUAGCUGAAGGGCAGGAGGACAACGCUGAUGGCUACAGGAAGACCCUCCUCCUGUGUCCACCUGCCACAGGAGUUGGGGCUGGGGGACUCGGGGGGCAGGACUGGCGACCCCAAGAACCAGAGCAGCCUCCAUUUGGGUCCGAGGAGCAGGGAACAACAGCACGGACGGUGCUGGCCCCCAAACAAUAAAACAGAACUUCUCAUCA